AUGUCCCACAAGAAACGCAAUAUGCUCUCGAAAGCAGAAAACGAAGCACUUCGGACUCUGAAGGCCGACAAAAGCAUUGUCAUACUCCCGGCCGAUAAAGGACGAUCGACGGUCGUACUAAACAAGGAGGACUACGUCAACAAAGUCGAGGCCCUUUUGGGCGAUAGAACUGCCUACAUUCCUUGUGAAGGGGAUAUGACGAAGACUCUAAUGAGCAAAAUCAACAAGGACCUGGCAAGUCUUCGGAAGUCAAAAGCGAUUACACGGCUUGACUGGCAGAGGAUGAAACCAAAGGAUUCCGCGAUCGCGAGGUUCUAUGGUCUACCCAAGGUCCACAAACCAGGAACCCCCCUACGACCGAUCGUUUCUCUAAGAGGCACACCAACGUUUGGCCUGGCUAAAUGGCUGUUCCAGCGUCUGAAAUUCCUAACCCAAGGUUCUGAAACUACCAUCCACUCAGCAGAACGAUUCCUUGAGAAACUGCAAGGUAUUCAACUUACAGAUGACGAAGUGAUGGUAUCUUUCGACGUGGUAUCACUCUUCACUUCCAUCCCACAACAUCUCGCGGUUGAAACUGUGCAAAAAUUGUUAGAGCAACGUUAUAACGAGACGGACAACAAGCUUAAGAUAAAACACCUUGUCGAUCUCCUGAAACACUGCUUGAAGACCUUCUUCACCUUCAAUGGAGCCGCGUACGAACAAGUUAAAGCACACCGAUGGGGUCGCCGUUAUCCAGCUUGA
This is a messenger RNA of Spirometra erinaceieuropaei, 741 nucleotides long. The record is from the annotation of a GenBank genome assembly. NCBI's taxonomy places the organism in Eukaryota, Metazoa, Platyhelminthes, Cestoda, Diphyllobothriidea, Diphyllobothriidae.